Messenger RNA from Mesorhabditis spiculigera, 459 nucleotides. Lineage: Eukaryota; Metazoa; Nematoda; Chromadorea; Rhabditida; Rhabditidae. The record is from the annotation of a GenBank genome assembly.
AUGGCCCUCGUUAACCAGCUUGCCAGAAGUCCGAGUCGGGAUUUGGAGUGGGAAGUGUGCGAGCGCUUUGCGGAUAGCCGUGCGUGGAUUUCCCGGCAUGUGCUGGCUGAACAGCCGCCGGGCAGUAUCGUCUUGAUUGAUCGCUGGUAUCCGUCUGAUGCCGCGUUUCGCCGCACCGUCCCGAUGGAAGAGAUCCUGCGGCUGAACAUUGACCGAAACGUGCAAGUGCCGGACCUGCAUGUCGGGGUUGUCACCGCGCCUGAAGUUUCAUGGGCAAGGGCUGCUGCGCGCCGGCGUGGGCUGAGUAGCACGGUGAUGCAUAAGCUGGACGAACAUGUCGCCAGUACCCAGGCGUUCGAACGAGCGGUUGCAGAUCACGGUUGGGUCUUAUGCCGGAAUGAAGGAACGAUUGAGGGGGCGACGAUGCAGGUGGUUUCCGAGAUUUAUAAAGUCCUGGGA